Messenger RNA from Aspergillus homomorphus CBS 101889, 1458 nucleotides. RefSeq names its product zinc-binding alcohol dehydrogenase family protein. Lineage: Eukaryota; Fungi; Ascomycota; Eurotiomycetes; Eurotiales; Aspergillaceae. The transcript has 5 exons. Bases 337 to 1389 code for a protein of 350 amino acids. The record is from RefSeq and is a predicted model, not a curated record. Gene Ontology annotation, molecular function: zinc ion binding; oxidoreductase activity.
CUUCGAAUUCGCGGAUGAGAGCUUCCGAGUGUGCACGUGGCUCUAUCGAAGGCGUGCCUAUGGAUUGUCAAGAGCGUGGGCUUUGAUUACUGCGAUUCGCACGUGCAAUGGGGUUCAACUCCGCGCUUCGAAAUGCCCCUCUACAUGUGACUACGACUUGGGAACAUGGCUCUCACCGACGGCGAUGAAUCGCUUCUUGGAAGCGGUUGUCGAGAACAUAUAGCACUUUGACGUUCGGGUGACGUAACCUCGCUCACAGGCUUUAAAAGUUCAACUCGCGUUGACCGAUGCAUCUCUUAUCGCCAUCUGAACCACAUUCAAUUUGAUACAGCCACCAUGAGAGCAAUUGGUGUUGAAAAGUACGGUCCUGUCGAUCACCUCGAGGCAAGAGAAGUCCCGAAGCCGUCCGAUCUUCAACCCCGGGAUCUUCUGGUCCGGAUCAAAGGAGUCUCCGUCAACCCGGUGGACACGAAAGUGAGGAACGGGACGUAUGAUGACUACCCAGACUACUAUGACAACGUCCCUCGACCGUUCCAGAUUGCCGGAUACGAUGCUGCAGGCGUCGUAGAAGCAGUUGGAUCAGAGUGCUCUUACUUCAAAGUCGGUGAUGAGGUCUUUUACUCGGGAAGCCCCAUCAGGCAGGGUUCCAAUGCAGAAUAUCAACUGGUGGACGAAAGGAGUGUGGGACGCAAACCAAAGCGACUUGACUUCGUCGAAGCCGCUGUCAUGCCUUUGACUUAUAUCACUGCCUACGAGGCGCUUGUUGAGAGACUGGGCAUCAAGAAAGGUGAAAAGACAGCACUUUUCAUAAUCAACGGUGCUGGUGGAGUCGGCGCUGUCGCUAUUCAGAUUGCACGCGUUUUGCUCGAGAUUCCCGUGGUCGUCACGACAGCCUCGCGGCCGGAGACAAUUGACUUUGCUAAAAAGAUGGGUGCUACGCACGUCGUCAACCAUCGAGAGGACGUCCCGAAGCAAAUCGCGGAGCUGAACCUUGACCUACCGUUGAAGUACAUCUUCAUCACCCAUUCCACGGACCAGUAUAUGGACACGUGCGCCAAGAUCUGUGCCCCUUUCGGUAAAGUCUGUUCGAUUGUGCAAGGUCAAGCGAAGAUGUAUGGAACCGAGUUCAUGUCCAAGUCUCUGACGUUCGUCUGGUGUCUCCUUGGCACGAAACCGUAUCACAAGGUGGAUGUUGACUCGCACCAUCGCAUUCUGGAGGAGCUCUCGGAAUUGAUUGAUUCUGGGAAAAUCAAGUGUCACUUAACCAAGCGUCUGAAGCUGACUCUCGAAGGUGUUAAGAAAGGACACGAGCUUCUCGAAUCCGGCGGGAGCAUAGGCAAAAUGGGAUUGGGACCGGACGAGGCAGGGCCCGGGGAACCAUUUUCCUAAGUUCUUGGCUUCGGGAUAGUGCUUGUAGAGGUAGACAUUAGUUUAUGAAACAGACAGGAUCAUAGUUCC